Messenger RNA from Lotus japonicus, 1615 nucleotides. RefSeq lists its product as uncharacterized. Lineage: Eukaryota; Viridiplantae; Streptophyta; Magnoliopsida; Fabales; Fabaceae. Gene Ontology annotation, molecular function: clathrin binding; phospholipid binding. The record is from RefSeq and is a predicted model, not a curated record. Gene Ontology annotation, biological process: endocytosis. Gene Ontology annotation, cellular component: endosome; clathrin vesicle coat; plasma membrane.
CACUGACUCACACACACACUUUGUUUUCAUAACUCACCUGCUUCUAUGUUAAAUCAUUCUAUAUACCAUCCCAAGGUGUUGAUUUUGGUUCUUCUAUCUGAGGAUUGGUUGAGAUUUGUGACCUCAGAUUAUUUAAAAUUUUCUCAUUCUAACCCAAAUCAAAACCAUCAUCUCUUACCUAUGUUCCUUCUGUUCUGUACUGUUUCAAGUGUGUUUAGAUACAUCCACACAGCUGAACAGAGAUAAUAGCAUCAAAAUGAGCUUCUAUGAUUUCAAAAAGCAAGCUUCUUUCUUCCUCAAGGAGAAACUCAAGACUGCUAGAUUAGCUCUCACAGAUGUCACCCCUGCAGAACUGAUGACAGAAGAGGCAACCAGUGAAAAUCUAUUGGUUCCAGAUUCACCAACUCUCAGAUCAAUCUCAAGGGCUGCUUUUGAGCUUGAUGAUUAUUGGAGGAUUGUAGAGAUUCUGCAUAAAAGACUGCUUAAAUUUGAAAAGAAGAAUUGGAGGGCCUCUUACAAUUCCCUGAUUGUGCUUGAGCACCUGUUGACUCAUGGACCAGAAAGUGUUGCAGAGGAAUUUCAAGGUGACAAAGAUGUCAUCACCCAACUGAAAGGCUUUCAGUAUAUUGAUGACAGUGGGUUCAAUUGGGGCUUAACUGUCAGAAAGAAAUCAGAGAGGGUGUUGAAACUGCUGGAAAAAGGAACUCUUCUCAAGGAAGAGAGAAACCAUGCUAGAAGGUUAUCUAGAGGAAUUCAAGGUUUUGGAAGCUUCCCCCAACGUUCAGCUCCAGCACAAGGCAUUCUACGCGAGAAAUCAUUGCCAAUCACACUUGGCAGAUGCAACUCAGACUUAGAAAACAAUGAAGAUAAUGAAAACAAGUCCACUAGCUCAAACAAUGGAAUGGACACAGCUUCUGUCAAAACUGAUAGCCAUGAAGGAGGACUUUUGAAGUCUCUGGAUAGUGUGGAAACCAAGAGAUACCAGGAUGAUCUUGGCGAAACUGUAAUAAGUUCUAAAGAAAACUUGAAACCUAGCAGGGAGGAAUUCCAUCUGUGGAAUUUGAAAGGGGAAUCCAGGUCACUUCUGGAUUGUGGAGAAGAUGAUUCCGGGCUUGGCAUCUCCGGAACAGAAGAUAAUCACCCUUUUAAUUCAACAACAGAAAUGCAUGUCACUGCCUCCUUGGUUCUUGCUAGAGAUCAAGGAAUACUACAAGGGUGUCGAAGCAAUUUGAAGGUUUGAAUGAAGUAAACAAGUUGUUUUGGAAAUUGGAAAAAUCCCAUUUUCCAUUCAGAAAAGCUUUCUAGUGAAUGUCUUAUGGUACAUCUAGUCAUGUGUGUGGGUUUACCAUUAUGUUCCUGCGAGUACAUCAGCCUACCAUAAACAAUCACAGUUUUUUUUUCUUCCCUGAACGUGGAUCUUGGAGUGCAGCCUUCACAAGCCACUGUAAUGGCAAUCACAUAACCUUCUUAAGCUACAGUGCAUGUUUGAAAGAUCUUUGAGAAUUGUGUGUUUUAUAAGAAUCUUGUAUUUUGUAAGCUCUUAAAAGAGUAGCUUUUCCAAUUGUAUACCCGAUCAUGGACUCAGCAAUGCUUAACCAAAUAUGUGGACAGACAA